CAGCCAUCCAAAAACGUCACCUACAUCUUUAUCGCGUGGAACUUAACAGCAACGGUGUUUUUUGUUCUAACAUUCUUCUCCGGAUACAACCACUACAGUGACCCUACAGCCCAAGACGACUGCGUCUUACAAUUAAAAGAAUAUAAUCGUGGUUUAUCGAGCUUAAACUAUUCUGUGACUAAACAGUUCAACAGAAGCGAGCGAGCAUUGUUAAAAUUUAUACAAUGCGAACAAAAUAUGUCGACGUUAAGUUUUCACCAUGAAAAAAUUCGUGCAAAAUUGACGAAAUGCGAGGAAGACAAUUUAAAAUUAAAUUAUGAACUCGAAGAAAACAAAGCUAAGUUAAGCAAUUGCAAUGAUAGUGUAUCUAAGUUACGUAAGUGCGAGGAAAAUCUAAAGAAACUUGAAAGUAAUUUAAAUUCGUCGAAAACAAAAACACAAAAUGAAAAAUUUAUUCCAAAGAUUCCACAUGCAAGACUUAAAGCAACCGACGAACCGAAAAUGUUUCGAGAUAUUCUAAGUUCUGGGACUACAAGAACUGAAUUACCAGGCGCAUUGCCUACGACUGUUCAUUUCGUGUGGUGUGAGAAUAAAGUUUUAAAAUUUGAAGUAUUCUUGGGACUUCUGAGCAUAGUUCGUAUAUUAAGUCCGUUAAGAUUAGUCUUUUAUUAUAAUUAUCUUCCAAACGAAGGUGGGUAUUUUUAUUAUUCCUGGUUUUACGAGCUGAGACAAUCGCUGCCUAACUUAGACUUAAGAAAAAUAGACAGAGUUAUAAAAUGCAACACAAUGGAUGCUGUGGAUUUCGCUUUAGAACAAAUCGCAUCAAUAGGAGGGGGGAGGUUUUUAUUUUGGUGAAAGAGCUGUUUUGACGUACAUCCCAGAGGAUUGGAAAACUAAAAACUAUUUUGUUUACACAAAACCCAAUGCUUCGAGUAGCGAAGAUACGAUCGUGAUGAUAAAACAAGACCAAGCUUUAAAACAGGAAGAUAUGCAACAGUUUAAAAUAAAUGUUCUCAGGGAUCCGAACCAAUGCCACACACCCCAAGAGUUCGAUAAUUGGGCUACUGUUUCCAGUGUGUUGGUCAAUACGACGUAUAUAUCACCGUGUAUUGUUCUGUCCAGCCCAAUGUAUCCGGAAAAUAUCCUCACCAACACAUCCAGAUUUAACGCCGUACUCAGGUGGCUCUACUAUGGGAGAACUGACGGUCUGUAUGCUAAACAAUCAGAGGAUCCAUCUGAUUUGGUGCCGCUUAUUAACCACAUGAUCUUCCUUAACCCUAAACCUGGAAGUCCAGUCAUAUGGUCAUUUGAAGGCUAUAUCUCUGUUUUGUCGGCCUUGUACGUUGGAGGCUUUGAAAGAGUGUUUGUACACGGCGAUACUAAACCAUCAGGGUACUGGUGGGAUAAGCUGUUGCACGAAAACGUCACAUUCGUCUAUGUCGACCAGCCCCGCUCUGUGUUCCAGCAGGAAGUCAAUGUCAUGGCCCACCGAGCCGAUAUCCUCCGAGUUCUUCUACUCUACAAAUAUGGCGGCACUUACAACGACAAUGACGUCAUUUGGGUCAAGCCUCUCUCCGAGAGCCAGAGGAGGUACCCGACGAUCAUGUGCUACGACUGGGGCCGCGUCGACCCCUGGCCAAGAACAAUCAGCAAUGGCUUGCUGGUGUCCAAGGCCGGAGCCCCCUUCUUGUUGAAAGUCUUGGAGUCUUUCUGGUACUACAGGGACGACAUGUGGGCCUUCAACUCGGUGCUGAUGUUCUACAAGCUCUAUGAGAGGCACCCGGAUCUGGUGCACAUUGACCCCAAGCUGCAGGUGAUCUGUUACCACAACAUCUGCCACCCUAUCUGGCACAACAACUACCUCAGGGGCUAUGAAGAACGGACUCCCACAACCAGAUUUAACAUUGAAGAGACAAACGCUUUCCAUUUUAUCCACCUUUACGCCCCGCCCAUUUUCACGUCGUUUUCCGCCAUCCGGAACCAAACCAGCGUCGUGGCUUUGUUAGCCAGGAGAGUCAUGGACGCCGUACAGAAUGCUGGGAAAUCGUAUCUGUUAGAGGAGGAAAACUAGAACAUUCCAAAUUUUACAACUUUUGAAUAAAA
Physella acuta is the source of this 2103-nucleotide messenger RNA. RefSeq lists its product as uncharacterized. NCBI's taxonomy places the organism in Eukaryota, Metazoa, Mollusca, Gastropoda, Physidae. The record is from RefSeq and is a predicted model, not a curated record.